Messenger RNA from Suillus subalutaceus, 420 nucleotides. RefSeq lists its product as uncharacterized. Lineage: Eukaryota; Fungi; Basidiomycota; Agaricomycetes; Boletales; Suillaceae. The record is from RefSeq and is a predicted model, not a curated record. The transcript has a single exon. The annotation marks the transcript as partial.
CUUCCCAACAUCUCCACAAAAUCUAAGGCCACUCAAUUAAUCACAAUGGCGUUGGUGGCCAUGUGCAACAAUCACAUUCUGGUUACGGAUUUCGAAGGUUGGGAUGAUAAUGAUUACACCUUCAUGAGGUUGGUUGCACAGGAAAUUGACAUGGGCAGAUUUGAUGUCGAAACCCUGAAAUGGAAGGCCACGGGUACACUUGAGGAUGGGAGUCAUCAUGGGACGAACUACACACAGUGGUUUGCCAUACCGGCACUGGCAGCUUACAUGAAGGAAAUGAAGGAUGCAACAUUGCUCAUGUCGAAGAAUGACAAGAAUGUUGAUGACCUGCUGGUGCAUUUGGAUGAUGACCGUGCAUAUUUGAUCAGCUUUUUAGGCCUCGACAACAAAGCGAAUCCACUGUCUGAAUACUUUCUUUAG